GAUGCCGUGUUUGGACCGGCGGUGAGUACAGCACGUGUCUACCAAUCGAUUGCUUCACCGCUUGUACAAAACACUCUCGACGGCUACAACUCUACGAUAUUUGCAUAUGGUCAAACUUCUUCGGGGAAAACGCACACAAUGGUUGGUAGCGAUGCCGACCCAGGUGUACUGAAACUUUCUAUGAAAGAAAUAUUUGGCAACCUUGAAUCCAAGAUUGCAUCGAACGAGAGCCUUGUGCGAGUAUCAUACCUUGAACUCUACAAUGAAGAGAUUCGUGACCUCUUGCGCCCAAGGGAAGGAACGAAACACCAAAUUACAGAAGAUCCGACGCGUGGCCCUGUGGUGAAUGACCUGCACGAAGAGGUGGUUACUUCAGAGUCCGAGCUUGACACUGUGCUCGCAAUCGGCGAAAAGCACCGCUCGUACGGAGAGACGGCUAUGAACUCGACAUCUUCACGCUCUCAUGUUAUUUUUCGUGUCAUCAUCGAGUCUGGAAGCAGGGUCGUUGCUGAAUCUAACACAUACAAGUCGGGUAGCCAAGCAUCUGGCAUUGCACUCGCGGUGCUCAACCUUGUUGACUUAGCAGGUUCUGAACGUCAACAGAAGACAGGCGCGACAGGAUCUCGACUCAAGGAGGGCAACAUGAUCAACAAGUCGUUACUUGCGCUGGGAACAGUGAUCUCGACGCUUGCGGCUAAUUCCGCUGCAUCGGCCAAGGGGAAGGCCAUCAAACACAUCCCGUACCGCGAUUCUAAGCUGACGCGGCUCCUGCAGGGGUCGUUAGGUGGUAAUGCGCGGACUUGCAUGCUUGCUGCUAUUUCACCCGCCUCAAGGAAUCGUGAAGAGACACAGUCAACACUCCGGUAUGCAUCUCGCGCAAAAAGAAUUGUCAACACACCCACACAAGUCGUAAUUGACAGCAAAGAUUCCAUGCUUGCUUCGCUGAAGAAGGAGAUAAGCGCACUGAAAGAACAGCUGGCAGCGGAAGAGAAGCAAUCCUCCGUUGUUGCCGAACUUACUCAGGAGAACGAAGCCGCCGCCUCAGAGAUGGAGCAGGCACGA
Molecule: messenger RNA, 1062 nt
Organism: Aureococcus anophagefferens
Lineage: Eukaryota; Pelagophyceae; Pelagomonadales; Pelagomonadaceae
Exons: 3
Biological process (GO): microtubule-based movement
Molecular function (GO): microtubule binding; microtubule motor activity; ATP binding
Source: RefSeq, a predicted model, not a curated record